AUGUAUUAUAAGACCUGAUACAUGAUCUGAUGUCAGCCUGUGCUAUUUGACAACAGCUGCCGGAGUAUCGCCAGGACGUUUACGGCAUGGCUUUGUUUGAGAACUGCUCCGUGUUAUUGGAGCUGAAAACUUUGCCCUUCAAGGAGAAGAAGAGGCUGAAGUCAGCAGUAACAGAGAAUGGAGGCAACAUUUCCUUUGUGGUCAAUAAACAGUGCUCUCUGAUAGUGAGCAGCGAUGUGUCCAACCUGAGCUCCAACAGGCUGCGUAGCAUCCAGAAGUACCAGACUCCCGUGGUCGGGGUGGAGUAUGUGUACAGCUGUCUGGACAGAGGAGCUCUUCUGCCUUUGGAUGGAUACAAGCUGGAGACAUCCUCUCCCUCGGAUUUUUCAACCCCUCCUCUUAUUCUCCCCUCGCCGAGGUCAACUCCAUUGUCACAAGCGUCUAAAGCACCGACGAGCACAGCUGUUGCUGAGCGACCCAAAGACCCGGCCAAGUCUGUGGACUCCGUCAGUCGGACUCAGAGGACAGAGACUCCGGAGAAGAGCGGAAAUAUCCUGGAAAAGUUCAGAAUUUACACGGAGACUGAUUCUGAUCUUCCGUCGUAUCCGGAUCAUUUUCAAGUGGCCAAGUAUUCAGUCUUUGAAAAGAUAAACAGCAACACAUGGUGUGUGCUGGAGCUGCAGAGCGUCAAAGGAGAGAAAGGACGGCGGUACCGUGUGGUCAGGUACUGGAAGAAUAAUACAGGAGCCAAGAAGGAGGCGGUGAAGGAUAUGCUGGUGUUUCUGUCCACGUCAGAGGAAGCUCUGGAGGUGUACCAGGCUCUGAGAGAGACCUUCAAGACUACAGGUCUGCAGCUGAGGAGCAGCAUCCCUCCGCAGGCCCGCGACCUGGGUUCCACCCCCCUGCAGCAGCUGCUGCUGGAGGAGAAGCUGAACACGGGAAGCUUAUCACAGGAGGUGGCUGUUUUUGUGGAGAUGCUGUGGACUGAGGCCGUGGGCUACCUCAGCAACAUCCUCCGAGUUUCAGUCAACAAGCUCAGCCUCAAUGAUGUGACCAGGGCGGAGGGCUUGUUGCUUCAGGCUCAGAGGAAGCUAAAGGAGGAAAAUCCUACAGAGGUGGUGUCUCUCCUGGCAGAGUUUUACAGCCUGCUGCCGCACUGGAUGCCCCAAUUAUCCCCCGACGCCAAGCUCAUCUCUCAGAAACUGGACCUCUGUCAGUUAAUUAGAGAUCUGCUGAACGUGAGUGAGAUGACUCUGAGAAGCCCCGCCCCUUCCUGUCUGGGAAACUACCGCGCUCUGAGGUGCAGCAUUGAGACGGUUCCCUCCAGCAGCUCCGAGUUUCAGGCCGUGACUGCUCUGCUGCGGGACAGCAAGGUGCAGAUCCAACAGGUUCUGCGUGUCAGCCGAGGGGUGGAGCUUCAGACAUUUAAGAGUGAGCUCGGGAACAUUAAGCCACUCCUCCAUUCCUCCAGCCCCAGCAACUUUGUAGGAAUCCUGUCCCGUGGUCUGCUGUUGCCCCGUGUUGGAGUGGAGCAUCAUGGGAUAGAGAGAACAGACAUUGGUAAUCUGGGCAGUGGAAUCUACUUCACUGAUGCCAUUAGCACCAGUCUGAAAUACUCCAAGUGCAGCGUGACAGACGGCUCUCGGCUGCUGUUGGUGUGCGAUGUGGCGUUGGGAAGUUGCAAGGACAUCCACAAGAGAGACCUCACGCUGACCGAAGCCCCUGAGGGACACCACAGCGUGCAUGGAGUCCGACGCAGCCGUAACACACACUCCGAGUUUGAGGACGAUGAGUAUGUGGUCUACAGUCCUGAUCAAGUGAAACUGAAGUACGUGGUGCAGUUCAGCAUCGAGGGAGACCAACUGAAGGAGUUCAGUCCUACCAUCAACACCUCCGCUGAGCCGUGUCUGCCUCCAUCUGAUCAGACACCCUCUUUAGAUUUGGAUGACGGGGUUGAAAAGAUUAAAAACCCCCUGGAGGAUGUGACGGCUGGACUGUUGGACAGCUCUGGCCAGCAGCUCCCUCUGCAGGCCGUCCACGUGAAGUGCAAACUGAGGGAUCUGCUCUCUCAGGUCAUCAUUUUCCAGAAAUACACCAACACGAGCUCCGUGCCCAUUGAGGCAAAGUAUGUCUUCCCAUUGGACGAUUCUGCAGCAGUGUGUGGAUUUGAAGCUUUCAUCAACGGGAAACAUGUGGUGGGAAAGGUGAAAGAGAAAGAGACGGCUCGUAAGGAGUACAAGCAGGCUAUUGAGAAAGGCCACGGAGCGUAUCUCAUGGACCAGGAUGCCCCUGACGUGUUCACCAUCAGCGUGGGCAACCUGCCGCCCGGCGCCACCGUCCUCAUUAAAGUUACCUUCGUGUCUGAGCUGAUCGUCAGGGAUGGGGGUAUUCUUUUCUCCCUGCCUGGGAGUGUGGCUCCGUGGCAGGAGAGUGCAGCACUCAACCAGACCACACAGGUCACUGUGGAGAAGGUGUGUGUGACUGAUGAGGCAGCAAGUACAAGAGAGUUCACCUUAGACGUGUCGGUUGAGAUGCCCUAUGAAAUUACCAGACUGCAGUGCUUCACUCACAAAGUCAAGAUUAAGAGAACACAGUGUAAGGCAGUAGUGAGUGUGCUGCCAGGAGAGGUCAUGGGUGCAGAGGGUUUCCAGCUGUCAGUCGCUCUGUCUGAGGUCCACCUGCCCAGGAUGUGGGUAGAGACACACCCUGACAAGGACAGCCAGGCCUGCAUGUUGGUUUUCUAUCCAGCCUUUGACAUCAACUCCAGCUCAGCGUCCGAUGAAGUCGUCCUGUUGCUGGACACGUCUGAGUCCAUGAAGGGAGAGUCUCUCCACAUGGCCCAGAGGAUCGCCCUCCAGGUCCUCAAAACCCUCGGCCACAACCUUAGACUCAAUGUCAUUUUAUUUGGCACAGAUCACACCGAAGCGUUCCUGACAGCACAGCCGCUCGCUGAAGGUCGUCAGGCAGCAGAGAACUUCAUCAAGCGCCUCUCUCCAGUGGGAGGCAGCACCGAGCUGUGGCGGCCCCUGCGCGCUCUCAGCCUGCUGCCUCCGUCCCGCGGCACCAGGAACCUGCUGCUGCUGUCGGACGGCCACAUCCAGAACGCAGAGCUCACCUUGCAGCUGCUCAGAGACAACGCUCAGCACAGCCGCCUCUUCACCUGUGGGCUCAGCCCGACAGCCAAUCGGCACAUGCUGAGAGCUCUGGCCCAAGCAGGGGGUGGAGCCUAUGAAUUCUUCGACACAAAAACCAAACACAACUGGGCAGAGAAGGUGGCAGCUCAGGUGAAGCGUAUUGCAUCUCCUGGCUGCAGUUCAGUGUCAGUGAAGUGGCAGCAGUUCAACCCAACGGCGCCCACUCCUGUGCAAGCCCCCAAACAGCUGCAUGCUCUGUUCAACGACUGUCACACCCUGGUUUACGGCUUCGUGCCACACUGCACCCAGGCCACCCUCCUUGGAAACCUGAGUGGGCAGGAGCUCAAAACCAUGGUGUCAACCAGUGAGCUGCAGAAGACUAGAGGCACAUUUCUUCACAAGCUCACAGCAAGGGCCCUCAUCAGGGAUUAUGAAGACGGGAACCUGGAUACCAAUGAGGCCGAACAUGAGGGGAAGAAAGAGGAGCUGAAGUCCUUCAUCGUGGAGUUGAGCAAAGAGUUCUCCAUUCUGUCUCAGUUCACCAGCUUCGUUGCCAUUGAGGAAAGGGACUCAGAAAAACCAGAGGAGGGUUUCACAGACAUCCCCAAGUUGAUCGCAGAAGAAGAUGUGGACUUCCUCCACUACAUCAGCUGGACUUUUCCUCAGGAGAGUUCAGAGGAAGAGAUGGAGGAAGGAGAGAAAUACUCUUUGUGUUUACAUUCAUCUGUAGUUCUGAAGGAAAGAAUCCAUUCUAUGGACCAAAUUAAAUGUGACAUGGCGCUCUCAAUCUCUUCAGAUGAUUCACUAAUGGAAGAAUCCCUUUUUACAUCGGGAGUCCUACAUAGUUUGGGACACUCCAGCUCUUCAGAUGAUUCAGUAACGAGUCUGAUUGACUUCUCUUCACCAAUUGAGGGGCAUCAAGAAGCCGCUGAUGACAGAAGGGCUAACAGUAUGAGGUCCUCAGUACAGCUCAAAGAUUUGGAAUUUCUUCCUGAUUGCAUGGUUACGGAGGGUCAUCCUCCUCCUCCUCCCGCUCCUCUUCCUCUUCCUCCUCCUCCACUUGCACAAGCCCAAGUUUUCGGCUCUGUAGUCCUUCCACCUCCACGUCCCCUUGAAUUCACUGGAUCUCAGAUCAAGAAUCGUGCACGCUCAAUGUAUUUUAAAUCAAUCGACAUGCCACAUCCACUCACUUACUCAGCGGACACAUUCCAGAGUAUUGAGAAGAGUUUUUCACGUUCCCGGUCACGGCAACCACGUUCUUCACCUAAAAUGGCCGAGAAAGCCAGCAGGUGGAUACCAAUGACUUCUAAACCAACCCAGAGUCCCCUACCGAUUCUUGACAUGGAAAAGGAGGGUCCAGUCAUAAAGUCCCAAGAUUUGAGUUUCACUGGUGCUGAAGUUGGAGACGAACUUUCAGCGACAUUAUUAUGCCACAGCAGACGUAGGGUCAAGGGCAUAGAAACUGACUCUAUGGAAAUCAUGGCUGACACAGCUGAACCCGCACCUCUCGUACAUAAACGAAAAACUCUGAGAAAAUGUUUCAGGAGCGACGAAUUACUUGGGACAUCCGCCUACUCUCCGCCUCAAGCUGGACCCCAAAGAGCGGUCUUAUUUGGAGCGCGUGCUGCUCCAAAUGAAGGUCUGUUUUACGAGACAGGUUUUUCAUCCGCGGCAGUAUUGGCCCAGAAUGAAUCUGCACAUGAUAAAGCUUUACCUCCGCUUUCCCCGAAGACAAAAAGGAUUCUGGCCGCUUCAGGUAGCCCUCCAGUAAAACUGGCCGCAGCUGAAUCAGCAUUUGCUCAGUUCUUUGGCGGAGAAAGGAAGAGGCCCCCUCGUGUAAGGGGGGCACGAGUUGUUCGUUCCUGUGGGGAAAUAUCGGCACCUCAGACUCUCAGCAGCAAAUCACCAAAGUUCAACUGGACAAAGAUCUUCCAGAUGCAGCAUUCAGAGGGCUACUGGGAGUUAACCAAACAACUGGGAGAAGUUAUAAAUGUCAAUGUCGACCUCUUUGCCAACGAGUACCUGAAAAGCAAGGGCAUCAAUUCUCUAGGUGUGAAGGCCCAUGCAGACAUCCUGAGACUGGUGGCAACUCUUCUGGUUCUGCAGCUGAUGAGGGUGGAGAAGCUGGAGGAAGGAGAACUGCUCCGCACCCUCUUCUGCCUGAACGACUCUCAGCCCAGGCCCGAGCGGUGGGAGAAGGUGAAGAAGGCGGUGGAUUGGGUUUGCUGGGCGGACAAGCAGUACCCGUGUGUCUACACCCGGCUGGAGUUUGGUCUGAGCUGGGAGUCAUCCACCCGUCAGCUGCUGGGCUACGAAGUCCUCCCGCCCUUCUCACCUCUCUGUGGUCUGAACCUACAGGGGACUGCAGACUCCGAGGUUCCUUCAUACAGUUUGAGUGAAAUUCAAACCAGUGUUUGAAGGGGUGCCACACAGCAGCAGUGGAGCUCCAGACAAACAGGAACAUCACCUCAACUUUCAUCAAGACACCAUGCCACCAAGACUUGAGGGGAGGCGCUACCCAGUAUUAGUUUGUUGUUCCUAAUAAAGUGCUCAGCGAAUGUAUACCGAUUAACUGGGUUUCUAAUCACCUUUUGAAAAGUAUCACUGACUAAAACUGAACCUAGAAGUCUAUAAGGUCAGAGCAGUGGUUAUCUGUGUCACCAGGUUUCUGUCUUUGAAUGCAUGUACAUGUAUGGUGCAUUUUAAAGGUAUUUUUUAAAACUUUCUUACUUUACUGCACGGUAGAAGUUGAAAAUUAAGGAAAUAGAAAUGUAGAAAGGUAUGACCAUAGUUACAGGAAGUAUCGAUGUACUGAUGCCUAUCAAAGAUACAAUACAAUUAGCAGACAUUGUAGAUGAAAUCAUGUAGUUUUGUAUUUUGUGAGGGACCCACUAUGGAGUUGGCUGCACACAAACUUUCAAACAUGGGAAGGAAAAGCUAGAUGAAUGCCUGAAAAAUACUGUUUCUGCAUUAGAUGCGUUUUAACAAGAUUCAGCUUGAACAGACUGUUUUAUGAUCAGAAGGCUGCAAUAAACACCUUCCUAAAAAAUUAUUGUGAAAUGUCAACUCUGUAUGAUAAUGAUCAGCAGAUGGCAGAGCGUUUCAGAUGGGGCUUUUUAUGAUCUGUAACUGUAAUUUGGAGAUCAGUGGUUUGCACAGGACAUAUGCAGUGUAUAUUCUGAUAGAAAUUACAAAAACUUAAUUGCCUGUAACAGAUUUGCACUAUUAGAUAGCUGCCUUCAUCAAGUGUCACUCCUGUUCUUCGUUGUGGCUGUGGUUCAGAUUGUGUGUGUAUGAUCAUGAACAGAAUUAAAAUCUUCUAAAAUGUU
Messenger RNA from Seriola dumerili (greater amberjack), 6463 nucleotides. It is a transcript of the gene parp4, whose product is annotated as poly(ADP-ribose) polymerase family member 4. Bases 87 to 5552 code for a protein of 1821 amino acids. Gene Ontology annotation, molecular function: NAD+ poly-ADP-ribosyltransferase activity. The transcript has 38 exons. NCBI's taxonomy places the organism in Eukaryota, Metazoa, Chordata, Actinopteri, Carangiformes, Carangidae. The record is from RefSeq and is a predicted model, not a curated record.